Molecule: messenger RNA, 4057 nt
Organism: Venturia canescens
Lineage: Eukaryota; Metazoa; Arthropoda; Insecta; Hymenoptera; Ichneumonidae
Gene: Grip128
Product: gamma-tubulin complex component 5
Exons: 11
Coding region: 206-3238 (1010 amino acids)
Biological process (GO): spindle assembly; cytoplasmic microtubule organization; mitotic cell cycle
Cellular component (GO): centrosome; spindle pole; equatorial microtubule organizing center
Molecular function (GO): gamma-tubulin binding; microtubule minus-end binding
Source: RefSeq, a predicted model, not a curated record
UGGCUGAUGUUUGGAUAAAAACAACGAGGUUUAACGUCUAAAUUCGUUAAUAAUAUAGCAUAACAGAGAUUGGACACAACAGCGAGCGGUGAUUUGCAUUGAUAGGCUUUUUUUUGUAAGAGUGCCUAUAAUUUUUUCAAUUUGUAUUAUCGCAGUUUAUUUAUAGGAUUUCUAGCGUGAUGUUUAAAAUUUGUUAAAGAAAAGUAUGGCUACGAAAAUUUUGGGCGAUAUCCAUAAGGACUUAAAACUACUCAUUACAAAUAUCACCGGUUUUGAGGAAUCGGACGAGGGUUUUCGUGUAUGCGAACGAUUCGUCCUGUCAAAUAUCAAACAUCAUCGAUACCUUUCUGUCAACGGGCAAGAGACAAAACGAAAUCUUGAUGAUGUCAGUAAGAAAUUGUCUAUCCAUGGAAAAUACAAAGUAGCUGAAAAGUUCAACCAACUCGUUGAUUCAUUUCUAACGAGUUUUGACUUUGAGGCACAUCCUCAGUACGACUUGCAAUGGUCGUUAUUAUGUUUGUUGUUGAAUUUAUCAAAUGAGACAAACAAGUCAAAUUUAAAUUGUCUGAAAGCAUCAAAAGGCGAUCCAUGUUUGAACUUAACUCUUGCAAAGGAAAUUGAAGUCCCUGAGGAAAUUGACUGGGGUCAGUAUCUGAAGGAAGGUCAGACUGAAUUUUUCGACAAUUAUGACAGCAGUAGUGAGAGCGAAUGGUCGGACCGAGAGGAUGAAGAAUUACCAGAGGCAACCGAAGAGGAAAAAGUAUCAACGGAUACAGGAUCUUUCACGAGCCUGUUGCCUGUGAAAAAAACGCAAAGUAGCUUGGACAAACUGUCAACGUGUAUAGCAAACAGAGUGAACUCUCGAAAAUGGCUCGAUAAAAAUGUACAAAACACAUGGUGGAAGGAAUUGCCAUGGCACUGUGCCGAUACGGACAGUCAAUUUUUACCUGCUCACCUUUGUGAUUUGUGGAACAGGAGUAAUUUCAGUACAGAAUUCACGGGUACUCUAACAGAAUACCAGGCUAGCAGAGAAAUUCUUUGGAUGUUCCAUGUGCCAUCGCAAAUGGUAGUUUUCCAACAAAAUCCUGAAAUGAAUUUCCAUGUUUGCAAAAAUAUUUCAAUACCAAGUCUGACACCGAACGCUUUCAGCAGUAUUCUCUCGCAGUACUGUGAUUACUACAGAAUGAUUAACGAGAUUGAUCAGUUCGGAAAAGAAUUGUAUCAACGAUACGAUGUAUCGAGCUCCGAUAAACUGCCUCCGCUCACGUACGAGGAAUACAAUGCGGCCGUUUCAGAAUAUCUUGUCGAAAUAAGAUUGCAGCUACUAGAAAUUGAAAGGAAAAUCAUGAAACAGGACGACUGCCACACAUUCCUCACAUUGUCGCAAGACUUGGAAAAGUACAUGAAAAGUGUAAAAAUGAUCUACGAAAUCCACAAAUUGGUAAUAACCGAUUGGAAAGAGUCACCGAACUGGAAAUGCACUACGAAAUUGCUAUCUGGACUUUAUCGACAGGUGCAAAAUUCCAGUAGUCGAGAACGAACGAAUCUCUGCGCCAGUCUUUAUUUGUCGAGUUUAACAGUUUAUUUGAACAUCAUAGCAACUUGGCUCAGCGAGGGUAGACUCGAGGAUUGGAGAUCAGAGUUUUUCAUAGCAAGAACGGCAGACAUAACUUAUCAAUUCGGUAUAUCAGGACCUAUAGAUACGACAGAAAAUUACGAAAAAGGUGAAAGCUUCGCGAUACGCGAGUUGCAGGACGAUUGCUCAGUUGAUCCGGUCAUAAUUCUUUUGUGUCGUAAAGUUAAACACAUGGGACGAAGCAUCGACUUGCUUGUUACACUGGAUCGCAUGGCGGACAUGUGGAAAAUGAAUGCUGAACGUGAUUCUCCGAGAAUAUCGUUAAAUGACGAGUUCCUGAACGAGAUAACGCGAGAAUUCUCAAAAUACAAUAUUCCGGAUUCCUUGGACACGACAGACGCGCUUAUUACACCGUUCGAAGCGAAAGCGUCGAUACAGAAAAUACAGAGAAUCGACGUCGACAUCGACGACAACAUAAAUCAACAAAUAUUGAAAAUGGACAACCCAUUUUUGAUGAAAGCGUUUGAAAAUUAUUUACCCACCGAAUUGUAUCCCCAGAACGACACUGUCGAUGCUCAAGAUCAAAAUGAAGUUCGCACCAUCGGAUGGGGCAGAAAUAUUUUUCAGACACUCGAAACGAUUUCACCAACAGCCGUUUUACCUUUUCGAAAAGUCUUUGAAAAUACUCUGGAAAAAGUUCUCGAACAGCGUUACAACUGCGCUAGCAAAUUGGUCAAAGAUAUUCUAGUCAAGGAGUACAAACUCGAGGCUCAACUGAAACUCAUGAGAUCGGUUUACAUGAUGGAACGAGGUCACAUAAUGACGCAGUUUUAUAAUCUCAUGUUCAAAGAGAUCGAAACGUCGUCAACGUGGAAUAAUGCAUAUUCCUUAACGUGCAUUCUUCAAGAAGUAUUGUCACAAGAAUGGCCGGAUUCGAGUGCCCGCUGGUCCAUUAAUGUCGAGGGAAUUCGAACUCAUCAAGUUUUGCAAGCAGCCGAUCGCAUAACUCUCAAUUACUCGAUUGGUUGGCCGAUCAAUAUGAUUCUGAAUGAAGAUUCUUUCUCGAAAUACAACGCGGUAUUCCGCUUUCAAUUAAAAUUGAAAUGGGCGUUGUGGACGCUGAACAAUUUGCGAUUUUGGGAUCUCGAGGAAAAAGACUCGACGGCGAUGGAGGAUAAGAUACAACAUUUUUAUGCGAGAAGACUUGAGAGCUUGAGGUUUUGGCUCAUGCACGCAAUUGGUUCUAUUCACGCGUAUUUAGCUGGUCAAGUGUUACAAAGUUUCGGUAUCGCUCUCGAAAAAGUUUUGGCCCAUGCUGAUAGUUUAGAUACAAUUAUAACAGCACACAACGAGUAUUUGGAACAGGUCCAUGAACAUUGUCUGCAAACCAGCGAAUUUGAGAGUUUGAUGGCAACAAUUCACAACCUGCUGAGUAUGUGCGUCCACGUACGGGAUAGAUGGAAACGCGGUGCGUCACUUCUGGUAGCAAAGGAUCUCGAUCUUAUGGAAAAAAGUUAUACGAAGUAUCACAGUUACAUUGCACUGGCUCUGCACAACGCUGUACAAAAUAAGGACGCGGAUUACUGUAAGUCGGAGAUUACGGUGACGAUUAUGAAUUUACGCGACAUAUUUCAAUCCAAUGUACCUACUUUUGGUACUUGAUCGGAAUAAUUAUUCAAUCAUUUGAUUCACUCCCGCAUAAAUCCCGAUUGUACGUCAUCCCCUUUCACUUGAUUUUCAAUUGCGGCCAUAAAAGAUAACAGUACUAAGAACGCAGUACAAUUUCUCUGCUUCCCUUUUAACUCUAUGACUUAAUGCAAAACCAAGAUCUCGAUGAACUUUUUCUUUUUAUAAUUUAUCGUAUAUCGAAUGAAUUAUAAUUUAUUUCUAUUGAGAAAUAAUUUGACUUUUUGAAAGAGGAUUACAUUGAAAAGAAUCUCGAAGAUUGUUUCUUCUUCAAAUUAUAUUAAUGUAUUCAAAUCGCAUGACGUAGCAAUGACAAUUAAUUCGAAUUCCGUUGAGAAUGGGAGAAGCAAAUAAUUUGAAUAUUGAAUGAUCCAAUGAAAAUGAUUUAUAUACAGAAUUAUUUCACAAUAAUCGGGUUGCAUCAGCUAUUCGAAAUAACGGAGUUAUCGAAGAACAAAAAAAAUAGUGCACAGAAUUGAAGUAAUGUAAAAAAAACGCAUGAUGUGCAAUAUAAUAUCUAGAGCAUUGCAAAAACACGCCCUUUUUUUUCUUUUUUUUCUUUACAGUGACUGGCUUGAGAUCCGCUUUUAACUGCAGUAUGCCGUGCACCUAACUCUCAUCGAUUAAUAACAUAUUUGUAAAUAAUACAUGAUUCGUGUAAAAAAAUAAUAUUCAAGAGGGAGAGAGAUAACAAUUUCCGAAAAAUAUUGCUUCUCUCGUAGGAUUAAAAAUCAUUAAUAAAUAAUUAAGUCAUAAAACUCUUACAAUGUUAAUGAAUAAAUCGUUUUUAUCAAA